GACGAAGCAGAAAACGGAAGUUAAAGGUAGCUAUGAAUGUCAAACUGUAGCAUGGUGGGUAACGCUUUUAAGUAACCUAAAACUAAAAUGUCGGGGUACAGUUUGUUGAGGAUAGUAGCGUUAACAAAAUGCAUCACAAACAACGCUACAACAGUGCUCUGCAGGACGAACGUGUUAAACAGAAUACAGACAUGUGGAUAUGCCAAGAAAGUUGCGGCCAAAGGAAAAGGUAAAGGCAUGGUGAAGGAGGAACUGAAAGGCCCAGAAGUGUGUAAAGACCCAGUAAGACUAACUUCUUAUGCAGUAGGGGCCAACAUCUUCAAGCAAGGAGAGGACCCUAAACUGAAGCCUCCUGAGGAAUAUCCAGAGUGGUUGUUCCAGUUGAACCUUGGACCACCCAAAAAGCUGCAGGAGCUGGAACCAGACACCUGGGAAUACUGGAAGCGUCUCAGGAAGGAAAAUAUUCUGCGUUUCAACAGACUACAUAAAGGGAAGAAGUUAUGAGUAUUCACUGGACUGACAGUGGGCAGCUCUCCUCCUUUACAGCAAUUUGACAUGGAACAUUAACAUGUUCAUGUCAUGUUCCAUGUCAAGUUUCUGAAAUCUCACCAAUAAGGUGCAUUUUGUAGCUCAUAUGACACAGCUGAAAGCUCCAGUACAGCUACUAAAUAGACCUUGUGGUGAGAGUUUUUUCCAAGGUCAGAGACAGUAGUGUUUACUGUAUUUGAUGCAAGGCUACUGCAUUGGAUUCAGUUCAUUUGUACAAUGGUAAUGGCCUGAUGAUAUUUCCACUUCCAUUACUUUCACAGUCACUUUGUUUUUGCAGACUUAUUAUAAAUAAAAAUCAAUAAAUAUC
Messenger RNA from Toxotes jaculatrix (banded archerfish), 856 nucleotides. RefSeq names its product mitochondrial ribosomal protein L54 (gene mrpl54). Gene Ontology annotation, cellular component: mitochondrial large ribosomal subunit. The transcript is spliced from 3 exons. The record is from RefSeq and is a predicted model, not a curated record. Gene Ontology annotation, molecular function: structural constituent of ribosome. NCBI's taxonomy places the organism in Eukaryota, Metazoa, Chordata, Actinopteri, Toxotidae. The coding region runs from base 88 to 504 and encodes 138 amino acids.